AUGGAUCUUGCACAGCAAUAUCUAGAAAAGUACUACAACUUUGAAAAAAAUGAGGAACAAGUAUUCAGAAGAAAGGACAGUAGUCCCAUUGUCAAAAAAAUCCAAGAAAUGCAGAAGUUCCUCGGGCUGGAGAUGACAGGGAAGCUGGACUCCAGCACUAUGGAUGUGAUGCUCAAGCCCAGGUGUGGCGUCCCCGAUGUUGGUGCCUUCAGCACCUUUCCAGGUUCACCGAAGUGGAAGGAAAACCACCUCACCUACAGGAUUGUGAAUUAUACGCCAGAUCUACCGAAAGAGAGUGUGGACUCUGCCAUUGAGAAGGCGUUGAAAGUCUGGGAGGAGGUGACCCCACUCAAGUUCUCCAGGCGCUGGGAAGGAGAGGCUGACAUAAUGAUCUCCUUCGCAGCUGGAGAACAUGGAGACUUUUACCCUUUUGAUGGACCAGGACAGAGUCUGGCUCAUGCCUACCCACCAGGACCUGGGUUUUACGGAGACGUUCACUUUGAUGAGGAUGAGAAAUGGACACUGGGGCCAUCAGGGACCAACUUAUUCCUGGUUGCUGCUCACGAACUUGGCCACUCCCUGGGUCUCUUCCACUCGGACAAAAAAGAAGCUCUGAUGUACCCAGUCUACAGGUUCUCCACCAGCCCGGCCCAGUUCCAGCUUUCUCAAGAUGAUAUAGAUGGCAUUCAGUCCCUCUAUGGACCACAUGCCUCCUCUGAUGCCACAGUGGUACCCAUGUCCUCUGUCUCUCCAAGACCUGAGACCCCACCAAAGUGUGAUCCUGCUUUGUCCUUUGAUGCAGUCAGCACCCUGAGAGGGGAAGUCCUCUUCUUUAAAGACAGAUACUUUUGGCGCAUAUCACGCUGGAAUCCCGAGCCUGAAGUCCAUUUGAUUUCGACAUUUUGGCCCUCCCUUCCUUCACACUUAGAUGCUGCCUAUGAAGCUCAUAGCAAAGAUAGCGUUUUCAUCUUUAAAGGAAACCAGUUCUGGGCAGUCCGAGGGAAUGAGGUCCAAGCAGGUUAUCCAAAAGCACUCCACAAGCUCGGCUUCCCCCCCACUGUGAAGAAGAUUGAUGCAGCUGUAAGUGAUGAGGAGAAGAAGACCACAUACUUCUUUGUUGAGGACAAAUACUGGAGAUUUGAUGAGAAGAGAGGUCUUAUGGAUAAAGGCUUCCCCAGGCUGAUAAAAGACGACUUUCCAGGAAUCAAGCCACAAGUUGAUGCUGUGUUUCAGGCAUUUGGGUUUUUUUAUUUCUUCCGUGGAUCAUCACAGUUUGAGUUUGACCCCAAUGCCAGGACAGUGACACACACCCUGAAGAGUAACAGCUGGCUCCUGUGCUGACUGGCACAGAAGAUAUUUACAAACACUGGACAAUGUGUCUCAUUGUUUCUCACCUAAUUUAUUACAUGUCAGAAUGAAUAAUUAUUCCUGUAUGCU
Phodopus roborovskii (desert hamster) is the source of this 1437-nucleotide messenger RNA. RefSeq names its product matrix metallopeptidase 10 (gene Mmp10). The record is from RefSeq and is a predicted model, not a curated record. The coding region runs from base 1 to 1341 and encodes 446 amino acids. Gene Ontology annotation, biological process: extracellular matrix organization; collagen catabolic process; proteolysis. NCBI's taxonomy places the organism in Eukaryota, Metazoa, Chordata, Mammalia, Rodentia, Cricetidae. The transcript is spliced from 10 exons. Gene Ontology annotation, cellular component: extracellular matrix. Gene Ontology annotation, molecular function: metalloendopeptidase activity; zinc ion binding.